Messenger RNA from Saccharomyces kudriavzevii IFO 1802, 2157 nucleotides. It is a transcript of the gene STT3, whose product is annotated as dolichyl-diphosphooligosaccharide--protein glycosyltransferase subunit STT3. The coding region runs from base 1 to 2157 and encodes 718 amino acids. NCBI's taxonomy places the organism in Eukaryota, Fungi, Ascomycota, Saccharomycetes, Saccharomycetales, Saccharomycetaceae. Gene Ontology annotation, cellular component: membrane. The record is from RefSeq and is a predicted model, not a curated record. Gene Ontology annotation, molecular function: dolichyl-diphosphooligosaccharide-protein glycotransferase activity. Gene Ontology annotation, biological process: post-translational protein modification. The transcript has a single exon.
AUGGGAUCUGAACGGUCGUGUGUUUUGUCUGUGUUCCAGACCAUCCUUAAGCUCGUCAUCUUCGUGGCGAUCUUUGGGGCUGCUAUAUCGUCACGUUUGUUCGCCGUCAUCAAAUUUGAGUCUAUUAUCCACGAGUUUGACCCCUGGUUCAAUUACAGGGCUACCAAAUACCUUGUCAAUAACUCGUUUUACAAGUUUCUAAACUGGUUUGACGAUCGUACCUGGUACCCCCUCGGAAGGGUUACUGGGGGUACUUUAUAUCCCGGAUUGAUGACCACCAGUGCGUUUAUCUGGCACGCUCUGCGCAAUUGGCUGGGCUUGCCCAUCGACAUCAGGAACAUUUGCGUCCUGUUUGCACCGCUGUUUUCUGGAGUCACCGCCUGGGCCACCUACGAGUUUACGAAGGAGAUAAAGGAUGCCAGCGCUGGGCUUCUGGCUGCAGGCUUCAUCGCCAUUGUCCCCGGUUACAUAUCUAGAUCCGUGGCUGGGUCCUACGAUAACGAGGCCAUUGCCAUUACUUUGUUGAUGGUCACCUUCAUGUUCUGGAUCAAGGCCCAAAAGACCGGCUCCAUCAUGCAUGCCACAUGCGCCGCAUUGUUCUACUUCUAUAUGGUCUCUGCUUGGGGUGGCUACGUGUUCAUCACCAACUUGAUCCCACUCCACGUCUUUUUGCUGAUUUUGAUGGGCAGAUACUCGUCCAAGCUGUAUUCCGCUUAUACCACAUGGUACGCCAUCGGGACCGUUGCAUCCAUGCAGAUCCCGUUUGUCGGUUUCUUGCCCAUCAGAUCCAACGACCACAUGGCCGCGUUGGGUGUUUUUGGCUUGGUGCAGAUUGUCGCCUUCGGUGACUUCAUCAAGGGCCAAAUCAGCACAGCCAAGUUUAAAGUUAUCAUGAUGGUUUCCUUGUUUUUGAUCCUGUUGGUUGGUGUGGUCGGACUUUCCGCUUUGACCUACAUGGGGUUGAUUGCCCCCUGGACCGGUAGAUUCUAUUCGUUAUGGGAUACCAACUAUGCCAAGAUCCAUAUCCCCAUCAUUGCCUCCGUCUCUGAACAUCAACCGGUCUCAUGGCCCGCUUUCUUCUUUGACACUCACUUUUUGAUCUGGUUAUUCCCCGCGGGCGUAUUCUUGCUGUUCCUCGACUUGAAAGACGAACACGUCUUCGUUAUCGCUUACUCCGUCCUGUGUUCAUACUUUGCGGGUGUCAUGGUUAGACUAAUGUUGACCUUGACUCCAGUUAUCUGUGUGUCCGCUGCCGUAGCAUUGUCCAAAAUCUUUGACAUCUAUUUGGAUUUCAAGACCAGCGAUCGUAAGUACGUCGUUAAACCAACUGCUCUAUUGGCGAAACUGAUUGUUUCCGGAUCAUUCAUUUUUUACUUGUACCUAUUCGUUUUCCAUUCCACUUGGGUAACAAAAACUGCAUACUCCUCUCCUUCUGUUGUUUUGCCCUCGCAAACUCCAGAUGGUAAACUGGCCUUGAUCGACGAUUUCAGAGAAGCUUACUACUGGCUAAGAAUGAACUCAGAAGAGGACAGCAAAGUCGCAGCAUGGUGGGAUUACGGUUACCAAAUUGGUGGUAUGGCAGACAGGACGACUUUAGUCGAUAACAACACAUGGAACAAUACACAUAUUGCCAUUGUCGGUAAGGCGAUGGCCUCCCCCGAGGAAAAAUCUUACGAAAUUCUCAAGGAACAUGACGUUGAUUACGUCUUGGUCAUCUUUGGUGGUCUAAUUGGGUUUGGUGGUGACGAUAUCAACAAGUUUCUGUGGAUGAUCAGGAUUAGCGAAGGGAUCUGGCCCGAAGAGAUCAAAGAGCGUGACUUCUACACCCCAGAAGGAGAAUAUAGAGUGGACGCAAGGGCCUCAAAGACCAUGAGAAACUCGCUACUGUACAAGAUGUCCUACAAGGAUUUCCCACAAAUGUUCAAUGAUGGUCAGGGUACCGACAGAGUGCGCCAACAGUUGAUUACCCCACAAGAUGUUCCACCACUAGACUACUUCGAUGAAGUGUUCACAUCCGAAAACUGGAUGGUCAGAAUAUACCAACUGAAAAAGGAUGACGUCCAAGGUAGGUCUUUAAAAGACGUUGGUGAUUCAACCAGAUCCUCCACAAAGGCAAGAAGGUCCGUAAAGAGACCUGAAUUGGGUCUAAGAGUAUAA